AUGGGCGGGGGUGCCCGGCGGGACCCCUCGCCCCGCGCCCGGCGAAGCAGAUCGGCGUUCCGCCCCGCCUCUCCCCGCCCCGCCCGCGGCCACGGAGCGGAGCAGCGCGGGCGAGGGGCCACAACUUUCCCCGAAGUUUGUGCCGGAGAGUCGCGGCAGCUGCGCACCGAGCGGGUCCCCACCCUCGCUGCGGGGCUCGGCGCCCGGGCUGCGGGCAGGAGCGGCGGGACCGGCGGUGCGCGGCUGGGGGGCAGCCGUCCGGGCGCAGGGAGCGGCAGCGCCAGCCUCCCCUUUCUCUGUCCCUUUUCCCGGCUGGGGGAAGGAACGCGGGCGGCCGCGGGGAGCAGCCCGGAGCGGCGGCCAGCGGCAUCCCCGGAGCCGCUCUCCUUCGGACGGCUGAGCGCCCCGCGCACACAGCGCCCCGCACUCCGCGCGGCGGCUCUGCCCCGACAACUCCGGCGGGGUCCGGCGGGGCCGCUCCCGCCCGCGGGCUGUCACCGGCCCCGCCGUACGCAGCGCUUCGGCCCCGCGGGGCGGGAGGGGUGCGGGCGUGGGGAGGGGAACGGAGGGGAAGGAGAUUGCUGGCCCUCCCCGGCCGCUUUACCUGUCUCUCCGUCCCAGAAGCCGAGGUGUCUUCCCCCGGGGAGCCGCUCCCCGGACGGCAGCAGCCCGCGAGUGGUGGGGAGUCCAAGUAUUCCGCGGCUGGCCCGCCCGCCCCCCUCCCGUCCCUGCGCUCCCGUUGUAUCCACAAACUACUCCAUCGCCGCCAGCCCCAGCGCAGCCGCUUAUAUAGGCUAUAGGAUGGACAUGAGACGGCAGAUAGUAUCGACUUGGAAGUGGGUGGAAAACAAUAAAAGUCCACUUGGCAACCUCGGGAGCGUCGCUGUUCGCACAAGCCCCCCCUUCCCGCCCUCUCUCCCCUCCCGCCCCGGUCCCCCCCGUCCCUCCCCCUGCUCGACUCUCCCGAGCAGGGCUCAGUCACUCUUUCGCCUCUCUCCGACGUAA
Molecule: messenger RNA, 1005 nt
Organism: Corapipo altera (White-ruffed manakin)
Lineage: Eukaryota; Metazoa; Chordata; Aves; Passeriformes; Pipridae
Exons: 1
Coding region: 1-1005 (334 amino acids)
Source: RefSeq, a predicted model, not a curated record